AUGGACAUUUUGACGCCUGGAAAUUAUGAAUGGAAUUUUGAUGAAGGCUACAGUGAUGAGGAUAAUUUCAUGGACGGUGGAAACUCUUCUGAAGCAAAUACAAUUAAAUCUUUAAUGGAGCUGAGGAGUAUUCGUGGGUUUGAUUCUUUAAGCGGAGAAGAUGAAGUUGAAUCCGCACCCAUAUUACCUCAACAAAGAGAAUGGUUGGCUACUAAAGUGGUUGAGGACUUAAGAGACCACUCGAACAUGACAUGCGAGGAAUUGAAAGCUCAUAUAGCAGAGCAAUAUAAUGUCACAACUAGCAUUGCUAAGGCUUAUAGGGUAAAAGCAUAUGCUCUUCAAUUGCUUGAUGGUAAUGUAGCUGAACAAUACUCAAGAUUAUGGGAUUAUCGUGGGCUUGUGGCUGCACUUGAGGAAAUUUACCCGUCCCCGUAUCAUCGUUUUUGUGUACGCCACGUAUAUAGCAAUAUAGAAAAAAAAUGGGAAGACGAGCUAGUAAGAUCUUUGUUUUGGUUAGCUGCAAUAUCUACUACUAACCAUGAGUUCGAUGCACACAUGAACAAGAUGAAGGAAAAAGAUCUUGACGCAUGGGAACAUCUUACCUCAAUAGGUGCUCAAAGAUGGAGUAGAGCACAUUUUCAAGCUCAUGUCAAGUGUCAUGUGUUUUCAAGUAGCAUUGUGGAGUGCUUUAAUGGUGUUAUUAAGAAAUACAGAGAUAAUCCUGUAGUCAUCCUUCUUGAUGAUAUCAAGAUCAAAACAAUGACACUAAUGAGAAAGAAAAAAGAAAAGAUGAGAAGGAAGGGUGGCUUAAUAUGCCCAGAGGUACCAGACAAGUUGAAUGGGUUCAUUAUGGAAAGUUCUAGGUGGCAAGUCGCUUCCUGUGGGGAGGUUCUAUUUGAGGUUACACUUAGACCUCAAAGAGCCUAUGAACAUGAAAUAAAUCCAAUGACGGGUCCGAAUUUUUGGCCGAAAAAAGAUAAUGAGUCUAUUCAACCACCUUUGUUAAAACAACCACCGGAGAUGCCGAAAAAGUUACGACACAAAUCUUCAUUGGAAGGUAAAGAUCCCCAUAAAGCUAAGAGGAAAUAUGGUGUGAUCAAAUGUGGCAAAUGUGGUGGUUCUGGUCAUAAUAAAAGGUCUUGCAAAGAGAGUGAGCAGUCAGUGUCAUUCUUUUCACAGCAAGAAGGUUCUCCGAAUGCAUGA
This is a messenger RNA of Striga asiatica, 1203 nucleotides long. NCBI's taxonomy places the organism in Eukaryota, Viridiplantae, Streptophyta, Magnoliopsida, Lamiales, Orobanchaceae. The record is from the annotation of a GenBank genome assembly.